CCGCGCUCUGUGCACGAGGUUUAGAAAUCUAAACUGAGUGUUUCACUGUCUGUGAACAAGGAACAUUGCCUAUACUUUUGUUUCCCUUACUAGCUACUGGUCCUGAUCAGUGAUCUUUACCGUAAUCUAAUAUGGCAACAACUGAAGAAACCCUGGCUGAGUAUGAGAAAAUGUUUGCGAACCGUUUUACGAGUGAAGAUGAGGAGUACAUGAAAACGGUUAAUAAGACACAGGCUUCCCCUCCAUGUCUGACAGACUGGCUAAACUCCGGAUACAGGGAUAGGUAAAGAGCUUUCCUUCAAUUUUAACUACGAUUUAACCUGUUUAUUCUUUUUUAGUAGCCCUCUCAACGGAAAAAGAGACAUUUUGGACUCAAAAAUAUGCAUUCGAGGGGUCCAAAAUUUCGUUGGCCUCAUUGGAAAACAUUCCAACAUGCCCUGUGUCAAAACUUUGGUUGAGAUACAAAAUGUGUUUUCUGUGUGGUAUGGUUCUCAUCUCCUAAGACGAGAACAGCAACUUGUUAUAAGUCUGUAGUUGAACUUGAGGUACAUUUUAUUCAUUACAAGCUCUAUUAAAGAUAUACAUGCAUCAUUGAGCUGGGAAUCCUUCUUUGAGAGUUUCUCAACUUUCUUUUAAAGGUUUCAAUCUAAACCCUUUAACUCCUAUGAGUGACCAAGACAUAAUUUCUCCUUACAAUAUUGAUACAAUAUCAAGCAAAUAAGUUAUAAGAAUAAAGAAAAAUAUAAACUAGGAGAUUUUAAAUUGAUCCUAUAUCAAGUUUUCAUGAGCAUUGUAUGGCAAACAGUAAGGAGGAUUACUGAUGAGAUCUGGCAGUGAAAGGGUUAAAGGCCACUUAUUCAUAUCUAUGACUGUGUAUUUGCUCUCUUACAGCCGCUUUCAAAGCUAUAGUGGUGGCAAUGACAGCAGGAACUAUGAAAGGUCCAGACAUGAUAGCGGACGUGACCAUGGCAGACGACAUGGCGAGCAUGGAGACCGUCAUGGAGGUGACAGACAUGAUUCAUAUCAUCACCGAGAUGGAGACAGGUAAGAUCAUACUAUGAAAAACUUGGAACUUCAUUUGUAGUAGGUACACAUGGUUUGAAGAUUGUUUAUUUCUCUUAAAAUAAUGUGGAGUGUUGCAGGAGUAUAGAAGGGAAAAUACUAGUAUUUUCUCCAAGGAAAAUUUUUGCAUCACAUCGGGUGAACCACAUUGGUAUAUGGAAGCAAUAAAAAGUCAGCCUUACGAUGGAGAGAUGCGAUUGCCUAAGGGUUAUUGCACUGGACUCUGGAUCCAAGGGUCCUGGUAUAAGACCUGAACAGGUUAUUGUCUUGUGUUCUCUGGCAAAACACUUUGUCUUGUCAGUGCCUCUCUCCACUCAGUUGUUGUAAUGGGUACCGGCAAAUUUUCAGGGAAGCCAGGUGAAAUGCUGGGGGGUAACCUUGCGAUACACUGGCAUCCCAUUUUACUCCUAAACUCUUCAUGCUAUGGAACCUUGACUAAGCUGCGGCCACAGACUUUACAUUACAGUGCCACUAAAGUUAGGGGGAGGCAAAUAAUGAUAAAAAUAUAAUUAACUAUUCACAUUACAUCAUUUUUUCAACUAUACCCUGGAAAUUUUGGGCAAGAAGCUUGCUAUGCCAUAGAAUGUAAACUUGAAUACCAGCCUAUGAAAAAGUGCAUAAUGUUAUCAGAGAUGCCCUUAUGUGCCAAUAACUGUUGGGGUAGACAUUUUUUGCCCAUAGUGUUGACCUGAAAGAUCAUCAAAACUGAAGAAAGGGUUCUCUUUUGCUUGAAUACAGAUAUGGAGGUCGUUAUAGAGAUGACCGUGGUCACAGAGCUUACAAUGAUCGUCAGAAACCUGCAACAGAAUAUGGUUCUCGUGGAUACUAUGAGUUUUUCUAUUGAUAGAAGAUCUGAUAUCAGUCAGAACACUUCAGUUAAAGAAACAUUGACACUGUGCUUUAAGAAUGUAUAAGUUGGCUGCUGAUGUGUCCAAAGAACUUUUCUUUUAACUAAGAUCAUCAUUGAAAGAAUGAGCAAAAAGAGGAGCUAGAGAAGAUUUCAUGGAUGGGGAAAGGGUUUGAUGUAUUUUUUCCUGCUGCAUGGUUGUUCUCUCUCUUCAAGCUCAUUUGUACAUACUUGCUUUUUUUAUUUUGCUUGCUUAAACUGGAAAGUAUGAACAGCUGUAGACAGGCUAGUCAGCUAUUUUUCAUGUUAAUACAAGACUUUGCCAAACAGAGGCCAUACAGCACUUAAGGUAAAAUUCAGUCAAAUUGUUAGAGCACUUCUUAUACGACUGUCUUUGUUCAGUUUUAAUUUAGAGUAUAGAACAUUCUCAGAUAGCUGAGUGCAAGCUUUAGAUGUGUAUGCCUAGACGCAACCUUAAGUUCACUUGUGUCACAUAUCUGAGUGUUGACCAGGAAACUAUCAACUGGGAUCAUCAUCCAAUUAUGGGAGAUGUCACAUUUAUUAACUUGUGUGGUAGACAAUCAGAUACUUUACUGUGCAAAUAAAAAAUCAUGGAAAUCCAGGUUAUUUAUAAGUCAAUCAAUUUGAGGCCUCAACAGCCCCCCUCCAUGGGUAGCCCCUGGCCAUUUGAACUGUUGAAGAUUAGUUUGUUUAGAUU
Molecule: messenger RNA, 2627 nt
Organism: Pocillopora meandrina
Lineage: Eukaryota; Metazoa; Cnidaria; Anthozoa; Scleractinia; Pocilloporidae
Source: the annotation of a GenBank genome assembly